This is a messenger RNA of Epithele typhae, 1047 nucleotides long. RefSeq lists its product as uncharacterized. Bases 1 to 1047 code for a protein of 348 amino acids. The record is from RefSeq and is a predicted model, not a curated record. Lineage: Eukaryota; Fungi; Basidiomycota; Agaricomycetes; Polyporales; Epitheliaceae. The transcript is spliced from 6 exons.
AUGGGAAAGCGCAAGGCAAACAACCAUUCCGAUACUUCUUCAAAGCGCAAUCGGGCGGUGAACAUCUCCCAGUCCCCUCAGGAACCGUCGUCUCAUGCAUCCACAUCGGGCACCGUUGUGGAAGACACAGAAGCUCAACCACUCGCCGAUGAGCCCCAGGUCCAUACCACUGAUCCCGCCGCACGAGCCGAAGAGCAGAGUGCGAAGCUAUUGCUUGCUAUACGUGAGCAAGCCGAGCUCCUGAGCGGUUUCCUCACAACGUGCAGGUCCAAUCUGGGUUCCUCACGCAACACGCGAUCUAGCAAACGCCAUCCGGCAGUGGGUCAAGUGGAAGCAAUGAUGAUCCACUCUAAGGAGUUAUUGAAGAUCCUGUUCCCUCAGACUGCGGUUUAUUUGGAAGCACCGGGCUUGUCGGGUGGCCUCUCUCCCGCGCGCGACACCAGUGGCGUACGGGAUGAGUCCACCUUCAACAGGCCGCAGAACUCUCUCAGUGUCGACCUUUCGAAGAGUGGUAUGGGCUCAACCCUCGGCUACACUCACGACAAGCACGGGCUCCGGAUGGGCCUCAAGGCGGACGGUCGGCGUCGUGUCGGCAUCCCUGACUUCCUCGUCACUACUCGAGCCGACGACGGGAUGCCGUUGCAGAUCAUUCUUUCUGUCGAGGACAAGGUCACGAAGGACCCGACUAAGCAGAUGAACCGGUACUCGAAGCUGGUCGGACGCCACCACAAGGCGCACGUCAUCGGGCUCCGCAUCACCCCUUCAGAAGAAGGCGGCCGGGGCUUGCAGGUCAAGUGGGCUCGACGCAUCUGGGGUCGCACUCUGGAGGAGCCGGAUUCUGAGGCGGCCGUCGUCCUGUAUGCUGACGGGGACCGCGCGGAGACGGGACACUCGGGCUGGUACCCCGCGUUGUGCACGUUCUCUUUGAGCAACUUCCUCGCGAGCCGCAACGAGUUCCUUCGACCCACGACCCACUACACUGUCGACGAGGUUGCUUCCAUCAUCGCCAUCAACAACGGCGCAUCCCGGCAGAAGCAGUCGGAUUAG